AUGUUCCAGGUUACUCCCACAGAUUCGCUUUUAGUACAUGUUAAUAAGACUACUUGCUUAAACAUUAAAGGAGAUAAUUAAACUAAACAAUGUUAUUAAGAUGUUGGAGGCAAGUGUAAAAUGAAAGAUUGCACUGAUAAUACUGAUAGUUAAGCUCACUCAGAUUGCAAUGCAUUAUUACCAGAAUUAAUGUGCUAAAAAGGGAACUGGAUGUAUACCUAAGACCUCAUUAUGGUAGCAUAUUCAGGAGCAACUGAUGAUUGUUUACCAUUUACUACAAAUACAGGAUCAGAUAUAUGCACAAGAUCAGAAACCUGUGUAUCAAAAACUACUACAUGCAGUUUAAAUCCAGAAGCAACUGGAAUAAAAAUUGCUUAUUAUAUCAUGCUGAUUAUAGAUUUAAAUUUGGAAACACUGAUUGUAACUAUAUAUUGACUGGUCCUAAGGACAAUCUUAAGUAGACAUAGUUGAAAUUCAGUUACAACAUACUCAGCUGGUUAUGUAGUUAUAAUAUAGGUGUAACAGGUACAUGUUCUGUUGUAGCAUGCAAUCUAUGAGUAAGUGGAUUGACUAAUAUUUCAUGUGAAAAUUACAAUGGAAAAGCUUCAUGUAAAUUAAAAGCUACUGUAUAUUAUGUUCCUUUAGCCUUAUGUGCUUCAUACACAAUACGAAUGGUACAACAGAUAAAUUAGCAUGGUGUAUCAUUUAUCUUACCAUACUGUAAUUGCAAUAAAAGAUUGGAUGAUGGAUUAUGCUAAUUUGCAAAUAACAAAUGUAUUACUACUAGAACAGCAUGUAUCGGUUAUUCAUUAACUGAAAUUACAUCAGGUUAAGCUACCUAUUGUUCUGACUUGAGAUCAGGUAAUUCUGGAACCGUUAAACAAUUUGCAAAUAUUUCAGCAACAUCUCCAACUAAUUGUUUUAAUGCAGUUGUAUUAAUUAUUCCUUCAUAUAAUGAUCCAGCUGUUAUCGAUGUUGAAGCUAGUAAUACAAUUUCAUCACCUACAUCAGAAGAAGAUUUUAAUUAGGAACUGGAAGUUGUAAAUAGUAUUCAGAAGCAUGUUAUGCUAGAGUUGUAUAUGCAAGUUAUACUAUUCCUUCUUUAUAAUCUGGAGAUGAUAAGUAAUACUUUUGUUAGAAUAUAUUUGAUGAUUCAGAAUAUACUUACCUGUGCUGUUGGCAAAACUGCUUGUACUGAAUAUAGUGGUUCAAGGUAGUUCAUGAUUUUGCUAACUAACAAUUCUCAUACACAAUUUUCAUUAAUAUUAAUAGUAUAAAUUUCAGAUCAUUUAGAAUGA
This is a messenger RNA of Paramecium octaurelia, 1298 nucleotides long. The record is from the annotation of a GenBank genome assembly. Lineage: Eukaryota; Ciliophora; Oligohymenophorea; Peniculida; Parameciidae.